Aethina tumida (small hive beetle) is the source of this 1589-nucleotide messenger RNA. Its product is annotated as inner membrane metabolite transport protein YgcS. NCBI's taxonomy places the organism in Eukaryota, Metazoa, Arthropoda, Insecta, Coleoptera, Nitidulidae. The record is from RefSeq and is a predicted model, not a curated record. The coding region runs from base 18 to 1526 and encodes 502 amino acids. Gene Ontology annotation, molecular function: transmembrane transporter activity. Gene Ontology annotation, biological process: transmembrane transport. The transcript has 9 exons.
CAAUUUUUGAGUAAGUAAUGUCUCAAGCAUAUCCAGAAACAGCCUCCAAAUUCGAGUAUUUCGAAGAUGUUAUGGAAGAAGUGGGUUGGGGAUUGUACUCUAGAUACAUGAUGGUGGUAGGAUGUUUGCUUUGUUUUGCGCACGCCGGUCAGUCGCUUAGCUUACCAUUAGGAUUACCAUUUUCCACUUGUGAAAGUAACAUAACCGAAAAAGUAAUAAUUAACAUUUACAUGUAUUAUUUUAUCGGAACUUUUCUUGGCGGCCAAAUCAUGAACUCAGCAUCCGAUUAUUUUGGCAGAAAGAAACUGAUAAUGUUCUCACUGGUGUCCUCUUUUUUGUGUCAGUUCACGUGUGCGUUCACGAACAAUCUCGCCCUAAUUUAUUGUGCAACCUUUAUCUUAGGUUCUUGUUUGGAAAAUAUUAUUUGUUCAGUAAAAGUAAUAGUAGCUGAGGUUCUGACUGUUGAGAAAAGACCAUUUUAUAUGGUACUGUUUGAUAUUUGUUGGACCUUUGGAUACACAGUAACUACAGGGUUAUCUACAUUUUUGGUAACUUCACACAAUAAAGAAAAGCAUGGAAUAGAUAUGAAACUAGGAUAUUGGAGGUUAAUAUUUGCUUUCACUGGUGGAUUAACUUUAUUCCUGGCGUGUGUUGCAUCUUUAAUGGAGGAAAGUCCAAGAUAUUUAUUACAUAAUAAAAGACAAUUUUUAGCUGUGGCACUUGUCAAACAGUACUUCACCAUAAACAAAUCUAGAUACAGUGAUUAUCUUCCGAUAAAAGAAAACGACUUACAGAAUCUCAUUGGAGAUUACAACCUAACAUUUUUCCCUGGGCCAAUGUUUUUCGGCGAACAACUAUCCAAGUUCUUAUCCAGAAUGUGCAAAGCUUGGUUACUUUUGACCAAAAAGCGCUUCAUGUCACAGACAUUAAUCUUAGCAAUAUUGAACGUAUCGUUAUUUUAUGGCCUAUUCAACACACAAUCUUUGCUUACAAAUAUGCUGCACAACAACGGCAGUGAAACCUUCCAAGGUGUUUUGGAUUUACAUCUAAUUAGGCCCCAUGAUGAACAAUGCACUUUUAAUGUUGAGUAUGCUAUUUACAAGUAUUUUUUGAUACUUUGUGUUAGCACUUUGUUGGGGAGAAUUGUGUUGCUGUUUUUGGUUACAAGGAUAAACACUAAGAUUCCAAUGUCAAUAUUCUGUGUUUUGUCAAGCGUAUGUUUGUUUCUCACACAAAUACCUCAAAUAUCUGAUAUUCUACUAUUGUUAUGUUGUGUCACGAUUGCUUCCUAUGGAAUGGUUGAAACUCUGCUCAUCAUCAAAACUAUAGAAUUAUUCCCAACAGCAGUUAGAUGUACUGUCGUGGGAGUAACGAGAUUUGCCAAAAUUGCAGUUUUUAUAAUAAUGGUUCAAAACUGGAACUUCCCGUGGAUGUACAUAAUUUUCUUAAAUGCGAUUCUGUUAUUAGGUGGAGCAAUAUUUUCGUGCUUCGUAGAUGAUCUCACCGGUAAGCCAAUGGUGGAAUAAACAGUAGUAAUAUAAAUGACUGUAACCAUAACAUUUGCAUUAAUAAAUUCAACUUCAAAAGUA